AUGUCGACAUCGGGUCAACAGUCCGGCUUCCAAACUACCAUUGAUAUUGCCCGCAGACAGACUUAUCACGUAGCGCCCGUCGCAGGACAAAAGCGACAUCCAGAGCAGUCCGAGGUGCACCCGGGGCCGGUCGCAAAACAAGUGACGGUACGUGGACGAAAUGCCAAUCCAGACCCCCUGCUGGAAUCGACUCCAUUUGAGUCCGCCCGGACUCUCUUAGCGCCGGUCAACCGGAUCACCGCGAGCAAAAUCCACUUCGCUGCUGGCGCCGGCGCCAGUGAGGCCCAGAAUGAAGAUCGUCAGCAAGUGGUGUCAGCCCCGCCUUCCAGUCAAAACCCGUUGCUGUUUCUGGCCAAUCCGAAGUAUGGCUUGCCGCCAGCUCUAACGGCGAAUUUUGCCGCUCUCGGCGUGAGCAAUAUUUACCCCUGGCAGGCUUCUUGUCUUUUAGCGAAGGGUCUGCUUGAUGGGGAACGUCAUUUGGUUUACACGGCACCUACUGGUGGUGGCAAAUCUCUUGUUGCUGAUGUUUUACUUCUGAAACGGAUUAUCGAGAAUCCCGGGCGCAAGGCGCUUCUGGUCUUACCUUACGUGGCGCUGGUUCAAGAGAAGCUCAAGUGGAUGCGUCGCAUUGUGCAAGAUGUUGAGAAGCAUGUCCCUGAUGAUGAAGACGAACCUGGAUUCCCUCGCAGGCGAUGGAAGCGCCCACAGAAAAAUAUCCGCGUGACGGGGUUCUUUGGAGGAAGUCGAACUACGGCCACAUGGGCUGAUACCGACAUCGCCGUUUUUCUAAUCACCAUCCAACAGGCCAAUUCGUUAAUAAACACCGCAAUCGAGGAUUGUAGCAUUGGAGACCUGGGAGUCGUGGUUCUCGACGAAUUACAUAUGCUUGAUGAUGAGAAUCGGGGGUAUCUACUCGAGCUCAUGGUCACGAAGCUUCUGCUGUUACAGCAGGAUAUCCAAAUAAUUGGAAUGAGCGCCACACUUUCUAAUACUGAAAUGCUAGCAGAAUGGAUGAACGCCAAGUUCUUCAUCUCUACCUACAGACCAAUCCCCAUCGACGAGUACUUGGUCUAUGAGAAUGGGAUAUACCCAGCUGCAACAUCCAGGCAACUUUUCCAAACAGCAUCCAAGCUGACGGCUGCAGCAUCAUUACAUGAUAGUAUUCCGCCGCACCGAACCAUUGAGCCCUCUACCUUCAAGCAGCUCGGCAAUUCCGCUACAAAUUCCAUGGUGGCUUUGGCCGUCGAGACUGCAGCUGCUGGAUUCGGCUCACUGGUGUUUUGUGGUAGUCGUCAAGCAUGUCAGAUCCAUGCCAUGACCAUUGGUGAAGCUAUGCCGCCGCCAGAGCCGGAGGAACUCAACAAGCGACUCGAUCUUCUAGCUGAACUGCGAAGCCUAUCGUGCGGGCUGGAUCCCGCUUUAGAGAAAACAAUCGCAAGAGGAACGGGCUUUCACAACGCCGGAAUGACAACAGAAGAACGCGAGCUCAUCGCACAGGCCUAUGACCAGGGUGUACUGAAGGUCCUCGUGGCCACUUGCAGUCUCGCCGCAGGCGUGAAUCUUCCAGCACGACGAGUCAUAAUAAACGGAGCGAGAAUGGGCCGGGAACUGGUAGGACCAGCAAUGCUUCGCCAGAUGUGCGGCCGUGCAGGUCGCAAAGGCAAGGACAAUGCCGGCGAGACCUAUCUCAUCUGCGUGAAAGCCGAUAUGCAGGCCGUGUGCGAUUUGUUGGAUGCCGAUAUGCCGGCCAUAGAAAGUUGUCUGGCACCCGAGAAAAGAGGUCUCAAGAGGGCAUUAUUAGAAGCCAUAGCAACAGGACUGGUUUCCGGCUGCGAGGCAAUCAAAGAAUAUGUCCGAUGCACCCUACUCUUCCGCACCCUGGACAAGAAACUCGCAUACAGCAUAAUGAACUCCGCGCUCCAAGAGCUCGUCAACGAAGAACUCCUCAUCGCCCAAGACGAUGAAUCAUACGAAUCCACUCCACUAGGACAGGCCGUCGUCGCCUCAGCCUUCUCACCAGAAGACGGCCUUUUCGUCCACGAAGAGCUCAAACGCGCACUCCAAGCAUUCGUCAUGGACGGCGACAUGCACAUAUUCUACAUGUUCACACCCCUCCAAGCAGCCAUGAACACACCAAUCGACUGGCAAAUCUUCCGCGACCAACUAGACAGACUAGACGACAGCGGUCUCCGCGCAUUACAAUUCGUCGGCGUCCAACCAGGCUUCGUUAACAAGAUGGUCCAAUCUGGUGCCUCCUUGAAAGAAAACGACCCAGAACAAAUUAAACAAGCGCGAAUCUACCGCCGCGCAUACACGGCCUUUCAACUCCGCGAUCUAAGCAACGAAGUCCCCAUCGGGACCAUAGCAACGCGCUUCAAAAUCCCACGCGGCACAGUCCAGACGCUGGCGCAGCAAUGUCAUGGUUUCGCAGCGGGAAUUGUCAAGUUCUGCCAGCGUAUGAACUGGGGCAUGCUAGCCGCAGUGCUGGACCACAUGCGUGAUCGGCUUGAGGCUGGGGCUCGCGCGGAUUUGCUGGAGAUGGCGCAGGUGACGUUCGUGAAGAGUUGGACUGCGCGACUACUAAGGGAGAACGGGUAUAAGAAUCUGAGGGCUUUGGCGGAUGCCGAGGCGAAGGAUUUGAUUCCUAUUCUGAAGAUGGCGAACCCUCGUAAGGCGCAGAAGAAUGAGCUCUCUGUCGCUGAGUCGGAGAGGUAUACUGCGAAGCUGAGGGAUAAGGCGGAGAUUAUUAUUGCUCAUGCGAAUAAAAUUUGGGAACGAGAGAUGCAGGUUGGUCUGGAGGAGUGA
Messenger RNA from Penicillium brevicompactum, 2805 nucleotides. Its product is annotated as DEAD/DEAH box helicase. NCBI's taxonomy places the organism in Eukaryota, Fungi, Ascomycota, Eurotiomycetes, Eurotiales, Aspergillaceae. Bases 1 to 2805 code for a protein of 934 amino acids. The record is from RefSeq and is a predicted model, not a curated record. Gene Ontology annotation, molecular function: nucleic acid binding; ATP binding. The transcript is spliced from 9 exons.